This is a messenger RNA of Hordeum vulgare subsp. vulgare (domesticated barley), 935 nucleotides long. RefSeq names its product probable calcium-binding protein CML21. Gene Ontology annotation, molecular function: calcium ion binding. NCBI's taxonomy places the organism in Eukaryota, Viridiplantae, Streptophyta, Magnoliopsida, Poales, Poaceae. The record is from RefSeq and is a predicted model, not a curated record. Bases 170 to 649 code for a protein of 159 amino acids. The transcript is spliced from 2 exons.
AUUUGGUCAAGUCGUUUUCUUUUCUCUGUAGAGUGUCGUCUAUCCUUUUCAUUUGCCAAUGGCUUAUAUAUACACCACCUAGCAACUUAAUUCGCUCUAACAAGCAAACAAGCACUCGCAAUCCUCCCAAACUUUACAAACUUCUUCUUACGUGUAGGUGUAGCACGCAAUGUCCACGGCGCCGCCGCAACCGAACCAACAGCAGCAGCGCCACCGGAGGCUGCGGGUGCGGCGUGUGUUCGACCUCUUCGACAACGACGGCGACGGGGUCAUAACCGCCGGCGAGCUCUCGGGCGCGCUGGGACGCCUGGGCCUCGCCCUGGGCGCGCAGGCGGACGUGCUCAUCGCCGAGUACGUCGCACCCGGCAUGCCCGGCCUGCGGUUCGCGGACUUCGAGGCGCUCCACGCCGAGCUCGCCGGCGGAGGCGAGGAGGACGAGGAGGCGGAGAUGAGGGAGGCUUUCGCCGUGUUCGACGAGAACGGCGACGGGUACAUCUCCGCGGCGGAGCUGCAGGCCGUGCUGGCGCGGAUGGGGGUGCCGGAGGCGGCGUGCAUGGCGCGGGUGCGCGACAUGAUAGCCGCGCAUGACCAGGACAGCGAUGGCCGCGUCGACUUCCACGAGUUCAAGGCUAUGAUGGCUGCCGCAUAAAGCCAUCUUCAAGACGGUCACACAUGGGAAGGUUUUGAGUGACAGAAAAAUUGGCGUAGCUUGCAUUCAGUUUUUCUCUUGAAAGGACAUUGAGUUUGGUUUUGAGACGGAGAAGGAAAGUCGAUGUAUGAAGUUUUAAGCGGACGUACAAAGGAACGAACGGAAAUUACACUAGUUAAAAACUCACAACUUUUUGAUAUGUGAGGGACUAAAUAAAAUCAUGAAACGACCUUUACGGAUCUUCGUAUAAACCUUUACGUAAGCGAAAUUUUGUUUUGUUCAUUAU